AUGUCUUCGAAUCAAGGCAAUCUGGGCGCUUUCAACUUUAAGGUGGUUCUACUGGGUGAAGGGUGCGUGGGGAAGACCUCCGUCGUGCUGCGAUAUAUCGAGGACAAGUUCAACGACAAACAUAUCAGUACCAUCCAAGCCUCAUUCCUAACAAAGAAGUUAAACAUUUCUGGGAAGAGGAUUAACCUGGCCAUCUGGGACACAGCAGGACAGGAGCGUUUUCAUGCCCUUGGCCCCAUUUAUUACCGCGACUCUCAUGGUGCCAUUCUUGUCUACGACAUCACAGAUGAAGAUUCCUUCCAAAAAGUCAAGAAUUGGGUGAAAGAGCUGAGGAAGAUGCUGGGCACCCGAGUAUGUGUGUGCAUUGCUGGAAACAAGGCAGAUCUUGAAAGAGAUAGAGUUGUAUCCAGAGAAGAAGCCUCAAGGUAUGCAGAGUCAGUGGGUGCAAAGCACUAUGAUACCUCAGCCAAGCAGAACCACGGCAUUGAAGAGAUGUUCUUGGACUUGAGUCAAAGAAUGGUUGAAGUGGCUGAACAGAAUGAGCAAGGGCAGGCUCAGCUGCGACCCUCUGGAAGCACUGUACAAGUGAUAGAUGACUCUGAGAAGCCUGAGAAAACGGGUUGCUGUAGCUGAAAGGGUGUGAUUGACGUUCCUUGCUUAUUAUGGUGAUUCCACAUUUUGUCAAUAUUUUCUGUUUGCUUCCAGGGGGACAACUGUGUCUGUGCUAUUGUGAUAAAUAUGGGGGGAAAUGUGCUUCUGAGCAGCACUCUGCUAGCCUAGUCAUCUUAUAUGCACUGGAAAUGAAAUGUUGCUCCUCACAGU
Molecule: messenger RNA, 822 nt
Organism: Darwinula stevensoni
Lineage: Eukaryota; Metazoa; Arthropoda; Ostracoda; Podocopida; Darwinulidae
Source: the annotation of a GenBank genome assembly